AUGACGACAUCGAAUUCCGAGCCCGAACCGUAUGAGCUCUUCAAGAAACGUGGAGUCUUAUGCAUGGAAGACGAAAACAUCGGGAAGUUGGUCCAAGAAGUGGAUGACCAAGGCCUCUCCACCAGCCUCGAAAGCUGGAAAUUUUUCAAAGACACGGUCCACGGAAACCCUACAAUACGACGGAUACUUGAAGGUUUUCUCGAACCGCCCAACCCGCACAGAUGUCACACUUUUGGCCCGGAACCCGGUCAGGUCUUCUGCUUCUGGCCACAACCGGAUCAAACGCAUCGCCUGGUCCUUUCAAUGUGGAGUGCGGGCACGAGGCUGGAAUUACAUGAGGGAUCACACAGAGGUCCGCUGAAAGCCGUUUUAGCUUCGAACGGGCUGUUCGAAGUUCCCAGUGCGUCCCUGGAGAAGCAUGGCAUUCGAGCUAUACCCUAUGAUAUGGAAAAGGGUGGCAUGUAA
This is a messenger RNA of Colletotrichum orchidophilum, 465 nucleotides long. RefSeq lists its product as uncharacterized. The transcript is spliced from 2 exons. NCBI's taxonomy places the organism in Eukaryota, Fungi, Ascomycota, Sordariomycetes, Glomerellales, Glomerellaceae. Bases 1 to 465 code for a protein of 154 amino acids. The record is from RefSeq and is a predicted model, not a curated record.